Molecule: messenger RNA, 1005 nt
Organism: Arabidopsis lyrata subsp. lyrata
Lineage: Eukaryota; Viridiplantae; Streptophyta; Magnoliopsida; Brassicales; Brassicaceae
Exons: 5
Coding region: 124-615 (163 amino acids)
Source: RefSeq, a predicted model, not a curated record
CCUCUCCUCUCUAGUAGACAGACUCCGAGAUGAGGGAAAAAACGCCAUCUCUCGGAGCGGAGCUGCUCUGCUCUGCUCGUAUCCUCUCUGAUCCAUCUCCAUCCUCCAGAAGAGUUUCUUGAAAUGGAGCCCCAUGGCGGCGGCGGGACAAGGACUCCACCAAAAAACCCCAUCCAACAAGAUUCAAAGUCCAUUGGGGUAAAGGUGGAGUCUCCGACCACUAAUGCUGCAAGCGGUCGACUUGUUUAUGUGCGCAGGAGAGUGGAGGUUGACACAUCCAAAGCAGCUGCGAGCACUAACCCGAACCCGCCUAAGGUUCCCCCACAGCCACAGGCACAGGAAACAACUACUACCAGCCAUAAGUUAGACUGGGAAGAGCGUUACCUUCAUCUUCAAAUGCUUCUUAAUAAGCUUAAUCAAUCUGAUCGGACCGAUCAUGUUCAGAUGCUUUGGUCACUUUCCUCCGCCGAGCUUAGCAAGCAUGCUGUUGACUUGGAAAAGAGGUCUAUUCAAUUCUCUCUCGAGGAAGCGAGAGAGAUGCAGCGUGUAUCAGCUUUGAACGUGUUAGGAAGGUCUGUCAAUAGUCUAAAAUCUACAUCAAAUGACGGAGAAUAGUGAAGGGAAAGAGAAUAAUGGGCAGCAACACAUGUGGUGGAUGCGGACAAAGGGCGGUUCAUAAUAAUGAGCAUUAUUCAAGGCAUGUUUGUUACAGCAGUGGUUGUAGUUGUGAUGCCUUGAAGAGAAAACAGGUAUCCAUCUUUUGUUCAACCCUAAGAAGAAAUCAUAAUCUGGAAAUGUACAAGCAUAUACUACAAUAAAUAAAUAUUGGAGAGAUGCUCCCACGAGAUAGGAGAUUUCAAUAGAUUAGAUUCCUUUCUUGUUAAACUCCUGAGAAACAACUGUCUGCAACGUCACUUGCGCUUAAGAUCCCAUUGCAGCAAUGUGUAUCUACUAUUUUACACCUGUGUUGUGUACUAAUAAUACUACCAUGUCCAUUGCAUUUUA